Molecule: messenger RNA, 2591 nt
Organism: Schistosoma spindalis
Lineage: Eukaryota; Metazoa; Platyhelminthes; Trematoda; Strigeidida; Schistosomatidae
Source: the annotation of a GenBank genome assembly
AAGUCUGUUUCGACAACAAACUUGCGAUGGUUCGAGUUGAGCACUUUUGGCAAGAAAACGGCAGGUUAAUUUAUGAUAUAAGUUCGCUUGAAAAUAUUACCGUCUCAAGCAACAUAGGUUCCUUUCGCAACAGGCUUAAGGAAGCUUUGCAUGAAAAGUACAUGGAACUUCUUCAUAAAUUCGAAGAUCGCUUUCCUAAAAUAAUAACUGGUACUCACUUCUUUUAUUGGAGUUUCAUAAGAAUCAAUAUUGCGAAGAACUAUCUGGAGAUCGGAGAUACAUUUAGUGGUAAAUCUGACGCUGAUAAAUGUAUAAGCUUAAGCGAACGAAAUCGUGUAUCCUUGUGUGAAUAGAAAUGAAACUUGUUUAACUGUAGAUUCACUCAUAAAAAAACUGACCAUCGAAGGUUCAUCGGACAUAAAGGUUUUUUCAUCCAGCGAGACAGUUCUUUUCAACAUGAUUGCUGGUGUUUUGCAAAUAUUGUUCAAUAUACUGGCUGUCAUUCACGUUGCAAAUAUCGCAAAUAAACAGUCUUCGCCAACUCACAAGGAUCCUCUGCAUUGGCUUUCUUGUGCUCAAAGGGUUUACAGGCUAUAUACACUGCAAAGUCCACCCAAUACUGGUCCAGAAUUUCUGGAUACAUUAUUACGUUUCAAGUCAAAUCGGUUAAAUGAAUUCCAAAAGUUUGGAGGGCUAAACAAACAGAAUCUAUCAGCUUGUCGUUUGAUGCUUGAACAUGAAUACACAAAGACCAUAUUUUUACUCGCACAAGUUCAUCAGUUAAUUGGGAAACGGGCUCAGUCGGCUGAUUAUUGUCAAUUAACUUUGUUACGUCAAUUGACAUUCGGCAAAUCUUUCAAAAAAGUUGUAAAUAAGUCUUCUCGUUUACAAAAUAAUAUAAUUCGUAUCAAAUCAGCUCAUUCACUUAGAGAUUUGGAAAAUAGAAAAUUUUCUGAACGACAUCCAUAUUAUCUUUUCCAGAGCUUUGAUCCUUUAGAAUGGGCUACAAAUGCUAUCGCUUUAAGCUACUAUUUCUCAUCAGUUGAAAAUCAAAAUAACUGCUAUUACAAGACGUUCGAAUGUUUAUUAUCAGCUGUUCAUGUUGUGAAAGAAGCUAGGUUUGAACGCAACAUUCCAUCCAGUGAUGUAGACAAUACUUUAGCAAACAUUUAUCGUAAUCUAGCAAAGAUCAGUCUUGAUCUACUUGAGAAAGGUACAAAACAAUAUGGAAACUUAGCUGAUGAAAGAAUAACCAGUGAAGAUGCAGAGUUUAAGAAAUAUCAGGAAUUACAAAACGUUACUAAGUUUGGAUCAAUGUUUAAUUUGGAGCUACAACCAAUAUUUACUGGAUUAUUAAACUAUAAUUUGAAUGUAAAAAAUCCAAUUUCAAAUGUGAUUCCACGAAAUAACGAUUUAAUUUACAAGUUAGUUAGACCACCUACAAAUUAUGAAACAGCUUCUGGAAUAUUUCGCAUUAUAUUAAAUUGUUUAAUGAAAGCUGAAAAUUUCUAUACACUACAAAAUCAUUGCACAGAUGCAAUUACUUUGAUUCAAGAUCGAAGUAAAGCUUAUCGCCUGAUGACUGUUUUCGAAAAGAACAUCAAUAGACAGUGUUGUAUGCAUAAACGACGAAUAGACAUGUUAAAUAAUGUAUUAGGACAACUAAAUCCUGAUCACUACUUACACGUAUGUCGCCAGCUAACAUUCGAACUAGCAGAAGCUUUGGGUACAUUACGUGAUUUGAAAAGGAAACUAUUGGAUGAGAUCCCACUAAAAGAAGGUCAAGUUUCAGCACACUAUGCGCGGAAAUCAGAUGAUCUUACAAAACGUGCAAUAUCUGUUUAUCGAAAUUUCUUAGAAUUAUAUGGAGUUACGUCUGGGACGACAAUAAAUUUCAGUGACGAUGAUAUAAAACCACUGAUCUGCUUUUUGCGGCUUCGUAAACGAAGAGUGCGAUUAUUGAUGAUUGUAGUUCGCUUGCAGAUUUUGGGGACCAUUUGACGGACAGACUACUUUGUAGCACAGAAAAUCGUAUGCAUAUGGGAGUUUUGGAAAGUUAUCUUCAUCAUCCGGAGUCUAGAAUCUCCAUCAUGAUUAUGAGAGAAUCAUUGUGAAUCAUUAUUGUUUUCCCAAGCUUCCGGGUGACAUGUCUUCAUACUGCUCGGCUCUAUUCUCAACUUAUUUCGACCUGUACUACAGAGAAAAUCCGAAAUUUAACAAAGGCUUUAGAAUUUUAUGUACAGCUGGUCGCUCUUGCAGAAAACCAUAUAAAACGUAAUGCCUUGACGCCGAUAAAGGAUUGUGAGGAAUUAAGAAUAGCUAAAGACAUGGUCGUCUUAUUACCAGUUAAACUCAGCCAACUAUCUCAAGGAGAAAUCUUAACUGAUUAGCCGAAACCAGGCAAAUAACUGUCCCUUAUUUAAUCUAUAUAAACUUUAAACUGACUUAUGUUUGUGUAACCGAUUAUGGAAUAAAUAUUACAGGAAUCAUGUUUAGAUACUCUAACAUUUGUCCUGUAACAUUUUUCUGUACCAUGCUUGCCUUCAUUCAGUUUAUUACCUAUAUUACUAAAAGAAGUCUGAAUAUCAUGG